Symsagittifera roscoffensis is the source of this 675-nucleotide messenger RNA. RefSeq lists its product as uncharacterized. The record is from RefSeq and is a predicted model, not a curated record. NCBI's taxonomy places the organism in Eukaryota, Metazoa, Xenacoelomorpha, Acoela, Convolutidae. The transcript has a single exon. Bases 1 to 675 code for a protein of 224 amino acids.
AUGGUUGGAAUGAAACCAAGAGUUGAACAGGCAACAACUGCAAACGAGAAGAGCAAACCCUUUGAGACGGUUUCUACGAUAACGACGGAAACCAGGAAGGAAAUGGGAGAAGCCUCGCAAGUAGCAGCAGUUAGCCCAGACGAACGAACUAAGAAAACAAGAACAACCUCGGUGGAGCUGGGGGAAUUGAUGACAAAGUUGAAUGAGAUAGACAAAAAGUUGAAGUGCAGUGAAGAGGACCGCCAAGAAUUAAAGAAGGAAAAAACACACAACAAGAACGAGAACCAGGAUAACUACUACUGCUUGGCAAGGGCCACGGAGGAUAAGCUACAGCAGAUGUCGGACAAAGUAGAGACUACUGACAAAGAGCGAGAGAAACAUAUCAAAAAAGAUAUGGAAGAAAUAAAGAAACGGUACGACACUGUGAAUGACAAAUUGUGGAACCUUGAGACCAGAAUGGAUACAUUGAGCAAGGACCAAGCGGAAAGGUCUUGUGCCAUACAGUCCAAACUGGAUGCUCUCUUGAGAAACUCUAUAGCACAGGAUAAACUGGCAACAGACAAAACACAAGGCACCAGAGUCGACUUUAUAGAACCACAGCGGAAUAAAAGGGAGUCUACACCGUUACCCCGAAGUGCAGCGAGUAUAGGGACAGGGGGUCCAAGACCAUCAUGA